GUUCGACAACAAGUGCCCACCCGUACAGGCCAAGCUCGCGUCUUUGCAACAAGCAUACGGCAGUCAGUUUCUGUGUUGGCCAGGCAGAAUUACGCUUGAAGCGGUCCGAAACCCAGCAGUCAUGGAAAACACUCAGCCAACAACAACAACCUCAAAAAUAAUCGCAACAACGUACCACUCCGUAAUAGAAUACACAACAUACAAUAACCUCCCAGCAGUCCUCAAAAAGUUCACCUUCCCCGAAAACCCAAGAACCCUGCACCGCUGGCGCAAAGAAGUGGAAGCUCUAAACCUCGCCAGAGGUCACCCAGACAUAUCCCAAAUCCUCCACUCCUCCCCCUCCCCACCAACAAUAACCCUCCGCCACGAACCAGGCCUCAGCCUCGAAAAGUUCAUCAACCCCAAAACAUCCCUCAAUACCCUUCUCCCCUCACAAGUCCACGCGAUCUGGUCCCAAAUCGCAUCAGCCCUAUCCCACCUCCACCAAAACUGCAACAUAAUCCACGACGACGUGAAACCAGACAACAUCAUCUUCUCCUCUCCCUCUCCCCAUGCUUCAUCUCACCAGCCACCCCAUGCAGUCCUAAUCGACUUCGGCGCAGCCCUCACCUCCCCGUCCACCCUGCCCCAAAACGGCUGGACACCCUCCGGAACACCCCCCUACGCACCCCCCGAGUUCUUCCACCGUCACAAAUCCUACGCCUCUGAUGUCUGGGGGCUGGGUAUCACGAUGCUCUUCUGCUUUGGAUGCAUCCCUCUCCCCACAGGCUCCUGGCUCCUUCCCCAUGUUUUUGAACAUGAAACUGUCAAACGAGAGAUGGAGGCGUGGUUAGAUCAUAUUGAAGAGCUGCGGAAAUCGUUGAGUAGUAGCGGGGAUGAAGAGAAGGUGUUGCUGGGUAGGAUGUUGGAAAGGGAUCCGGAGAUUAGGAUCGGGAGUGUUGAACUUGCGGGACUUUUGAACCCAUCUUAGAACAGAAGGUGGUCUGGGGAAGUUAUACGACGGCAGAGAGAUAGUAGAGUGUCAGCAUCUACAUCUAGUCCUGGGGCUAGGUCAAGACGGUAUCUAGAUCCGUCAUCCUUCACAACAACA
Molecule: messenger RNA, 1090 nt
Organism: Colletotrichum godetiae
Lineage: Eukaryota; Fungi; Ascomycota; Sordariomycetes; Glomerellales; Glomerellaceae
Product: kinase-like domain-containing protein
Exons: 2
Coding region: 122-970 (282 amino acids)
Biological process (GO): protein phosphorylation; mitotic DNA damage checkpoint signaling
Cellular component (GO): nucleus; cytoplasm
Molecular function (GO): ATP binding; protein serine/threonine kinase activity
Source: RefSeq, a predicted model, not a curated record